AUGUCCCAAAUGGAAGAAGAGGAUGACCCCUCCCACCCCCAACAGAGGCUUGCAAAUCUGGAGGAAGCCAUGCAACGGAUGGAAGGUCUCCUCCACAAUCUCAUAAUUACACAGCAACAGCCUGCCCCUGCCCCUGCUCAGCCUCCGGCAGUGGGUCCAGGUGUAUCUAUUGGCCAACAAGCCAGCACAAGACCCCUUAUCCGCCCCAACCCCCCAUUCACGUUUGACAGGGAUUGCACCCAGGGCAAGACAUUUCUCCAUUCCGUCAAGCAGUACUGGUGCCUCCUCCCUGAGGCCUUCCACGUGAACGGGGUAGUAUCAGAAGAACGGGUGGUACGCUUUGCCCUCUCCUACAUGUCCAAGGAUUUGGCGGCUUCCUGGUCAGAACGCAUGUCAGAGCGCCUCGUCUUCCCAUUCCCAGCCUGGUCUUCCUUUGUUGCCGAGUUCAAGCUCCGGUUUGUUGAGGAGAAUGAGCAGGACCAUGCCCUGGCACGACUGGAAACCCAUGCUUACUACAUGGGAUCCCGCGACGUGUUUAAAUACACGGACGAGUUCGACAACCUCCUCGACUUGGCGGGGUACUCCGACAACCUGGUCAAGGUCACCAAGUACCGGGCAGGUCUGGACCCCAGAAUCAACCAGGCAAUCACAACCUCUGGCAACCCACCCAGACUCACAAACUAUUCAGAGUGGCGCACCCACGCAUUCCGCCAGUACAACGCAGAGGUGGCUGCCCAGGCUGCACAAGGACAGGUGUUCUCUCCACCCCGCGCCCCGCCUCCUGCGGCUCCACGCCCUUGCCACAUGGCUCCUCCGGUGGUUGCCCCGCCUUGUAAGGGCAACCUCGAGGCCCGAUCUCAGAGUCCUGACAAGGGAGAGUCCAAAGCGUCAGAUAAGGGGAUCGACUAG
Messenger RNA from Mycena citricolor, 909 nucleotides. The record is from the annotation of a GenBank genome assembly. NCBI's taxonomy places the organism in Eukaryota, Fungi, Basidiomycota, Agaricomycetes, Agaricales, Mycenaceae.